GCUGGACUCUUCCCGGCCGGCGGAGCUUCCUCCGUCUCCCGGCGUCCUCUGCCCGCUGUCGGGGCUCCUCUCCGGUCGUCCCUGCUGCUCAUCGGGGUUUUGUAGCUUUCCGCGGCGGCAGCGCGCCAGUAUUUGUCCAGAAUGGUGUUAAGAAAGAGACUAAAACGAGGCUUUGUAGUUGAAGUUAGCUCAGGGAGAGCUAAUGCGAGCUAAUGCUAAUGCUAGGCGUGGCUUCCUUUUUUCAUCUUAGAAACAUUUUAUAGUUUCAUUUUUGUUUUGUUUUUUGUUUUUUUUUUGUAAAUCACAGCAGUUUCUUUUGCUGUGUGUGGUGAAAAUCCUGUGAAAUGAAGAGAGUGAACAGCUUCCAGAGGUUCAUGAACCGCCGCGCCUCUGCUAACUGCCGCUACCAGCCCACCUGCUACGAGCACGCCGCCAACUGCUACACCCACGCUCUCCUCAUCGUUCCGGCCUUCGUGGGCAUGACGCUGCUGCACCGCCUGUCGGAGAGCCGCUGGGAGAGGAUCACGGCCCUGGUCUACGGUCUGGGCCUGUGCGCCCUGUUCCUGGUGUCCACCGUCUUCCACAUCGUCACCUGGAAGAAGAGCCACAUGAGGGCGGUGGAGCAGUGCUUCCACAUGUGUGACCGAGUGGUCAUCUACUUCUUCAUCGCCGCCUCCUACACACCCUGGUUGAACCUCCGUGAGCUGGGUCCUCUGGCGGCUCACAUGCGCUGGUUCGUGUGGCUCAUGGCCGCCGCUGGAACCAUCUACGUCUUCAACUACCACGAGAAGUACAAGCUGGUGGAGCUGGCCUUCUACCUGGCCAUGGGCUUCCUCCCUGCCUCGGUGGUGACGUCCAUGAGCAACACAGAGGGCCUGCAGGAGCUGGCGUGCGGCGGCCUGAUCUACUGCCUGGGCGUCGUCUUCUUCAAGAGCGACGGCGUCAUCCCCUUCGCCCACGCCAUCUGGCACGUCUUCGUGGCGCUCGCCGCCGCCGUGCACUACUACGCCAUCUGGAAGUACCUCUACAGGAGCCCCGGCGCUGAGGCCGGGCCGCCGCAUGGCGACCUCUGACCCCAUGUUGCCGCACGCCAACCUGUGACCCCGGGCCGCCGCACACCGACCUCUGACUUCUGACCCCGGAAUGCCGUACACCGACCUCUGACCCCGGGCCGCCGCACGCCGACCUCUGACUUCUGACCCUGGGCCGCCGCACGCCGACCCCUGACCCCGGGCCGCCGCACGCCGACCUCUGACCCUGGACCGCCGCACGCCGACCUCUGACCCUGGACCGCCGCACGCCGACCUCUGACCCUGGACCGCCGCACGCCGACCUCUGACCCUGGACCGCCGCACGCUGACCUCUGACCCUGGACUGCCGCACGCCGACCUCUGACCUGUGACCCUGGACCGCCGCACGCCGACCUCUGACCCUGGACUGCCGCACGCCGACCUGUGACCCUGGACCGCCACACGCCGACCUGUGACCCUGGACCGCCGCACGCCGACCUCUGAACCUGGACCGCCGCACGCCGACCUCUGACCCUGGACCGCCGCACAUCAACAUCUGAUCUGUGACCCCGGACUGCUGCACCCUGACCUCUGACCCCGGGCCGCCACACGUCGAACUCUGAACCCGGGCCACCGCACGCCGAUCUCUGACCCCGGGCUGCCGCAUGCUGACAGCUGACCUGUGACCCCGGACUGCUGCACCCUGACCUCUGACCUGUGACCCCGAGCUGCAGCACGUUGACCUCUGACCUCGGGCCGCCACACGCUGACCUCUGACCCUGGGCCGCCGCAUGCCGACAUCUGACCUGUGACCCCGGACUGCUGCUCCCUGACCCCGGGCCACCGCACGCCGACCUCUGACCCCGGGCCGCCGCACGCCGACCUCUGACCCCGGGCCGCCGCACGCCGACCUCUGACCCCGGGCCGCCGCACGCCGACCUCUGACCCCGGGCCGCCGCACGCCAACCUCUGACCCCGGGCCGCCGCACUCUGACCUCUGACCCUGGACUGCCGCACGCCAACCUCUGACCUGCGACCCUGGACCGCCGCACGCUGACCUCUGACCCUGGACUGCCGCACGCCGACCUCUGACCUGUGACCCUGGACCGCCGCACGCUGACCUGUGACCCUGGACCGCCGCACGCCGACCUGUGACCCUGGACCGCCGCACGCCGACCUCUGACCCUGGACUGCCGCACGCCGACCUCUGACCCUGGACCGCCGCACGUCAACAUCUGACCUGUGACCCCGGACUGCUGCACCCUGACCUCUGACCCCGGGCCGCCACACGUCGAACUCUGAACCCGGGCCGCCGCACGUCGAACUCUGACCCCGGGCCGCUGCACUCUGACCCUGGACCGCCGCACGCCGACAGCUGACCUGUGACCCCGGACUGCUGCACCCUGACCUCUGACCUGUGACCCCGAGCCGCAGCACGUUGACCUCUGACCUCGGGCCGCCACACGCUGACCUCUGACCCUGGGCCGCCGCAUGCCGACAUCUGACCUGUGACCCUGGACCGCCGCACGCCGACCUCUGACUCCGGGUUGCCGACCUCUGACCCUGGGCCGCAGCAUGCCGACAUCUGACCUCUAACCCCGGGUCGCAGCAUGCCGACAUCUGACCUCUGACACCGGGCCGCCUCACGCCGACCUCUGACCCCGGACUGCCGCACGCUGACCUCUGACCUGUGACCCCGGGCCGCAGCACGUCGACCUCUGAUCCCAGACCGCCGCACGCUGACCUUUGACCUUUGACCUCUGACCGGCCUGCCGCGGCCGGCUGUGAAGUUUACGAUGACCCGAGACGUGAAUUGUUUACGGUUUCUGCGGCGCUUCGGCCGUCUGGACGUCGCGUUUUUCUCGUUCGUCUCCACGAGUUUUUCAUCUGUCCGUUUGAAACGGCAGAACUGAGACGUCGGUUUGGAGACGGCGUCCGUAGCAACCACAAGUGUUUCCAUAGCAACCAGAAGGUGCGAGGUUUCCCUUCAGCGCGGGUGGUGAGUGUUCAGUGGCGCCCCCGCUGGUGGAGGAGCGACUCACACUGAGCACCGCUUCUUAAACUCAACCUUUUCAAAUGCUUCAUUACAAAACCGUUUAAGUAAAAAUAACUAAAAACUUUUAGAACAAUUCUGAAGUUUGUUUUUCUAUUUUCAUUCACUUUUUUGCAGAAAUGUCCCAAAAAAUCAUAAAAAA
Messenger RNA from Salarias fasciatus (jewelled blenny), 3205 nucleotides. RefSeq names its product monocyte to macrophage differentiation-associated (gene mmd). Gene Ontology annotation, molecular function: pore-forming activity. NCBI's taxonomy places the organism in Eukaryota, Metazoa, Chordata, Actinopteri, Blenniiformes, Blenniidae. The coding region runs from base 345 to 1073 and encodes 242 amino acids. Gene Ontology annotation, cellular component: membrane. The record is from RefSeq and is a predicted model, not a curated record. The transcript is spliced from 7 exons.